This is a messenger RNA of Pygocentrus nattereri (red-bellied piranha), 2420 nucleotides long. It is a transcript of the gene prdm12b, whose product is annotated as PR domain containing 12b. Gene Ontology annotation, cellular component: nucleus. The record is from RefSeq and is a predicted model, not a curated record. NCBI's taxonomy places the organism in Eukaryota, Metazoa, Chordata, Actinopteri, Characiformes, Serrasalmidae. The transcript has 6 exons. Gene Ontology annotation, biological process: neurogenesis. Gene Ontology annotation, molecular function: histone methyltransferase binding. The coding region runs from base 292 to 1398 and encodes 368 amino acids.
ACUGCGAUAUGAUUAGCGCGCGCUGAACAAGUGUCUCGCACACAAGGGGAGCCUCAUUAAUAACUAAUGAUCGCACGUUGGACCUCACGCAUAUAAAGCCCACCGGGACCCUGCGAGGGCGACACAUUUCCAAACUCCCUCGCGCACCCACCACCACGAGAGCGCCCACCAAUCGCCUCCAAACUGCUUUCGCAGCCUCGUAACUCCAGACUCUGCCUCCUCGCCCGCAGACCGCAGCCGAGCCCUCGCUCUGCCAACAUAAGGACGCCGUUCCAUCAGAGAGAGGACGCAAUGGGCUCUGUGCUGCCCGCUGAAGCGCUGGCCCUCAAGGCUGGACUCAAGCAGCAGAGCCUGGCCCUGUCCGACAUCAUCACCUCGGACAUCCUGCACAGCUUCCUGUACGGCAGGUGGAGGAGCGUGCUGGGGGAGCAGCUGUAUGAGGAGAAGAGCAGCACGGUCAGCCCCAAAACAGCCUUCACCGCGGAGGUGCUGGCCCAGUCCUUCUCCGGAGAGGUUCAGAAGCUCUCGAGCCUGGUGCUGCCCAGCGAGGUUAUCAUCGCGCAGAGCUCCAUCCCCGGAGAAGGUCUGGGCAUCUUCUCCAAGACGUGGAUCAAAGCGGGCACGGAGAUGGGCCCCUUCACAGGCAGGGUCAUCAGCCCCGAGCACGUGGACCUCUUCAAGAACAACAACCUCAUGUGGGAGGUCUUUAACGAGGACGGGACGGUGCGCUACUUCAUCGACGCCAGUCAGGAAGAUCACCGCAGCUGGAUGACCUACAUCAAAUGCGCUCGCAAUGAGCAGGAGCAGAACUUGGAGGUCGUGCAGAUUGGAAGCAGCAUAUUUUACAAAGCUGUAGAGACCAUACCCCCUGAUCAGGAGUUGCUGGUGUGGUAUGGAAAUUCCCACAAUACGUUUCUGGGCAUUCCUGGGGUUCCUGGAACUGAAGAAGAACAUCAGAAGAAGCAUAAGAAUGAAGACUUCCACGUGUGUGACACAUCGUCCACGAGCACGGCGCUGGCCACGGCGGGGCGCAUGCGCUGCGUCAUCUGCCACCGCGGCUUCAACUCGCGCAGCAACCUGCGCUCGCACAUGCGCAUCCACACGCUGGAUAAGCCCUUCGUGUGCCGCUUCUGCAACCGCCGCUUCAGCCAGUCGUCCACGCUGCGCAACCACGUGCGCCUGCACACGGGCGAGCGCCCGUACAAGUGCCACGUGUGCCAGAGCGCCUACUCGCAGCUGGCCGGCCUGCGAGCGCACCAGAAGAGCGCGCGCCACCGGCCGCCCAGCGCGGGGCCUGUGGUGGGGCUCCAGGCGCCCUCGCCGCCUCCUCCUCCUCAGUUGGCUGCGGUACCCCAUCCGGCCUCGCUGGUGCACCACAUCCCCACCAUGGUGCUGUGAACUCUGGCCACGGUGCUGACCACCAGGUUUAGAACCUUUACAAGCCCCAGUAGAGCGCUCAGCGGGGCGCGGCUAAUUGCUAGCGCGCCUCGGCACGUUGGCAUUGUGUCUAUGGAUGCUGCUUGGUGGCUCGCGGGCUUGGCAGCGUGUUGCUCUAUGGCUAUCAAGGUAGAAUAACUUAAUGCCCAGAGAAUGCAGAUUGUGCCAAUAUUAUCCAAAGCCCCAACAUGUGUGGUGCACUGGCCAAAACGUCGUGACUGACCAGGGUCUCAUUAGCGAAGCGAGCGCCAGAGGGCAGCCUCUGCUCUGUAUGGUCAUGCUGAAUGCUCUCCAGAGGCAGAAAUAGCAGCAAGAGCCGAGUGGAAGCCCUGAGCUAACUAACGCACUGAGACGUGACGAUGCAUUGAAGUUACUUCAUUCAAACGUGGAGAAAAAUGUUGCUCAUGAACGCAGUUGCUACGUCAAAAAAAGGAGAAAAAGUUGUGUUGGCAUAGUAUAUUUUAAUACAUGCAAAAAUGGUGCGCACAUUUUAAUCCAGUAAAUUCAACACAUCACUUUUUUAGUCUGAGUCUAAAAGUGGUGCAAUGAAGCACUGAAGUUCAUUCAAACGCGCACAUAAUUUCCCAAUUGAAUAAAAAAAUAAUUCAUUUAUUGCACAACCAGUUAUCCAAAGUGACUAAUCCCAGAGGCAACAAUGCGUUGAUACAUUUUAUUCCCGGGCAAAUGAAGCAAAUUUGAUGCAUUUUCAAUGCUUUGGUGUUUUUUCACUGGUAGGCUAUGUGUUAUGUCUGACUCAUGAAAGAGAGAGAGAGCAAUGUCACGUGCGGCGCUCAAAUUGUGUAACUGAUUUACCUUUGCAUGCACAGUUGUAACUUACACUGCAGCCUGUAAACAUUACCCACGAUUAAAGCCCAAGAACGUUGUUUUAUAUGAUCAUAACAAAAUCUGAAGUAUAAAGAACUUAACUUAAUACUCAUUAAAUACACACGGAGUCAACACCCUCUAACCCCCCCCCCCCCCCC